Molecule: messenger RNA, 2229 nt
Organism: Crotalus tigris (Tiger rattlesnake)
Lineage: Eukaryota; Metazoa; Chordata; Lepidosauria; Squamata; Viperidae
Product: vomeronasal type-2 receptor 26-like
Exons: 5
Coding region: 1-2229 (742 amino acids)
Biological process (GO): G protein-coupled receptor signaling pathway
Cellular component (GO): membrane
Molecular function (GO): G protein-coupled receptor activity
Source: RefSeq, a predicted model, not a curated record
AUGGCGACUGGACCCGGGAGUAUUCAGGGAGAUCGUGAACAGGUUUGGUUCCCCAACCUUAGACCUUUUUGCUUCCCCAACCAACUCCCAACUCCUGAGAUUCUUUUCCAGGUUCCCAUUUCCGACAACAGAAGGGACAGAUGCCCUCUGCAGCCCCUGGCCCAGGGAACUGCUUUAUGCCUUUCCUCCCUUGCCACUCCUUCCUGCUACGAUCCGCAAGACCUUACACGAACAGGCGGAGAUCCUCCUGAUUGCACCGCAUUGGCCGAGACGUCCAUGGUUUGCCGACCUGAUGGAGUCUCCCCUCCGUGGAGGAUCCCAGCAGGUCGUAUUUCCCUCACUCAGGGGGAAACUCCAGCACCUGGACCUGCAGUGGCUCCAGGUAACCGUUUGGCACUUGAGAGGCAGGCCUUGAGCCGAGACUCAUAUUCGUCGAGGGUGAUAACCAUGAUUCAACAAUCCAGGCGCCCCUCGACGAAUAGGAUAUAUGAUGCCACAUGGAGAAGUUUCUGCACUUGGUAUUCGGGUCAUAAGUUGGAACUCUCAGGUAUCUCUGUUCCGAUUAUAUUGGAAUUUCUGAUGGAUGGGUUGGAUAAGGGAUUAUCCCCGAACACCAUCUGUAGACAGGUCACAGUUCUUGCCACGAUACUCACAUGUGACAAUGCCACUCCCUUGACACACCACCCUAUGGUUCAUUCCUUUUUAAAGGGAGCGACCAAUGCCAAGCCACCGACGGUGCAUCGUUACCCUUCAUGGGACCUACACCAGGUCUUACAGGCCCUCGUUUCACCACCACUUGAACCUAUUGCCACAUGUUUGCUUAAACUAUUAUAUAUGAAGGUGGCAUUCCUUGUGGUGGUUAUGUCAGCCAGGCGAAUUUUGGAACUGGCCGCUCUUUCCAUCAGGGAGGACAUGUGCACUUUCCAUACAGACAGGGUAACCCUCAGAUUUGACCCUUCCUUUAUUCCCAAGUUUCAUUCUUUCUUGCAAAGCAUUGUAUACAACAACAGUAUGGGAGACUCUAUUGCAUUUGAUGAAAACAGAGAAUUGAUUACGAGUUUUGAUGUUGCAAACUGGAUUACUUUCCACAAUAAUUCCAUUUCUCGAGUCAAAGUUGGAACACUGGAACCUCAGGCUCCAUCAGGCAGAGAAUUAACUCUUAAUGACAAUCAAAUUGUAUGGCACAGAAGCUUUAACCAGGGGCUUCCUAUUUCUGUGUGCAAUGACCACUGCUACCCAGGCUCCAGCAGAAAGAAGAAGGAAGGAGAGAAAUUUUGUUGUUAUGAUUGUGUGUCAUGUUCAGAAGGGCAGAUCUCUGAUGAAAUAGAUAUGGAUGUCUGCAUGAAAUGUCCAGAAAAUGAAUAUCCUAACAAUAUCCAAAAUCAAUGUAUCCCCAAAAUGUUUACGUAUCUCUCUUAUAAAGAACCUUUAGGAAUCCUCUUUAUUACAAUCGCUAUUGUUUUCUCUUUGAUUUCAGUCUUUGUGCUUGGAAUCUUUUGGAUGCAUCGAGAGACUCCAAUUGUUAAAGCCAAUAACUGGAGCCUCACUUGUAUCCUCCUCCUCUCCCUUCUCCUCUGCUUCCUCUGCUCCUUCCUCUUCAUGGGAAGACCUGAAAAGAUAACCUGUCUUCUCCGGCAAAUGACUUUUGGCAUUAUCUUCUCAGUGGCCCUUUCGUCUGUAUUGGCAAAAACCAUGACUGUGAUUCUGGCAUUUAUGGCAACCAAACCAAGCUCCAGAAUGAGGAAAUGGAUAGGGAAAGGACUUGCCAAUUCUAUUGUUCUUUCAGGUUCUUUCAUUCAGGUGGGAAUUUGCACUCUUUGGCUGAGUAUCUCUCCCCCUUUCCCAGAUACAGACCUGUACUCACUGAAGGGAGAAAUCAUAAUGGAAUGCAAUGAGGGCUCAGUGAUCAUGUUUUACUGUGUCCUGGGUUACAUGGGCUUCCUGGCUAGUGUCAGCUUUAACAUUGCUUUCCAAGCCAGGAAGCUGCCCAGCAGUUUCAAUGAGGCCAAGUUCAUCACUUUCAGCAUGUUGGUCUUUUGCAGCAUUUGGUUGUCAUUUGUUCCAACCUACCUGAGCACUAAGGGGAAAUACAUGGUAGCUGUGGAGAUCUUUUCUAUCUUAUCCUCCAGUGCUGGUUUACUGGGUUGUAUAUUUGCCCCCAAAUGCUACAUCAUUCUUUUGAGACCUGAGAUGAAUUCUUUGAAGUGUCAGAAGUUGGCUACUGAAUAG